This is a messenger RNA of Lotus japonicus, 814 nucleotides long. Its product is annotated as flowering-promoting factor 1-like protein 2. Gene Ontology annotation, biological process: vegetative to reproductive phase transition of meristem; regulation of flower development. The coding region runs from base 203 to 547 and encodes 114 amino acids. The transcript has a single exon. NCBI's taxonomy places the organism in Eukaryota, Viridiplantae, Streptophyta, Magnoliopsida, Fabales, Fabaceae. The record is from RefSeq and is a predicted model, not a curated record.
UCUCACCCCUUGCAUUCCUCAACAAACACAACAACAACCAAAACCCCUCUAUCACUUAAUUUCUUUCCCUCUCAUCCUUUCUCCAUGCCCAUCUUUUGCUUCUCCAAAUCACAAACAUAAACAAACCCUCAAGAAGCAGACCCACAAACUCAAAAACACCCAUCAAAUUCUGAAAGCCCGCAUCGUUUAGUUAUAAUAAAAGAUGUCUGGAGUUUGGUUUUUUAGGAAUAAUGGGGUAAUGCAGUUGGUUGAGAACCCUCAAGCAGAGGGCUCAGAAGCAAGGCAAGGUUCAAAGAGAAAGGUGUUGGUUUACUUGCCAACAGGGGAAGUGGUGAAUUCCUACACUUUUCUGGAGCGAAUCUUGAUUGGGUUAGGGUGGGAGAGGUACUAUGAAGGAGAUCCUGACUUGUACCAAUUCCACAAGCACUGCUCCAUUGACCUAAUCUCUCUCCCAAGAGAUUUCUCUAAGUUCAGCUCCGUCAAUAUGUAUGAUAUUGUCAUGAAGAACCCCAAUGUCUUCCAUGUCAGGCAAGUGAGUGUGUCUUGAUCAUUUCGAUUUUCGGUGCCGGGGAGAUUUUUCUUUUUUCACUUUUUUUAUCUCAUGCUGGUGUGCUUCUAUAUAUAUCUAGAGUUUGUGGAAACUCUAGUGAACUUGUUGGGUUCUUUUGCUUUCUCUUCAUAAGGGAAAAUAAGUUUAGAUUAUGCAUCUUGCUGAUGCAUGACUAGUGUACAUGUGCUUGGGGUGCUAUGUAACAUAUAUAGUAAGUAUUGAUUUCUAAUAACCUCAGUCUAUGCAUUGCGUGGAUUUCUGAUC